This is a messenger RNA of Mya arenaria, 2065 nucleotides long. RefSeq lists its product as uncharacterized. The record is from RefSeq and is a predicted model, not a curated record. Lineage: Eukaryota; Metazoa; Mollusca; Bivalvia; Myida; Myidae. The coding region runs from base 383 to 1297 and encodes 304 amino acids. The transcript is spliced from 2 exons.
UGAUAUUUACUUUAGGAUAAUAAAAUUGCUUUAUCAAAGUUUUAACAAUAGUUAGUGAACAUUUUUACCUAUACCGUUUUAAAUAUUUUAGUCAUUUAUUUUGUUUACAAAGUGGCAGUUGUAAAUUAUAUAAAUAUAAGCAAUCACGGACGGUUUGAAAGCUUUACACACAACAUUUAUAACAUGGACACACGGACGGUUUGAAAGCUUUACACACAACAUUUAUAACCCGGACAUACACACACACUGGAACAAAUAUUUAGGUGUGUUUUCAGUUUUGUUGGAGCUUCGUUAGAAACAGACUUAAAAUUGGACUGAAACGUUGUAUACCUAUAAAGUAUGUGGGUUAUUCUAGUACAGAACAUGAGUUAGAACAUUAAACAUGGGCACCCUUCAAGCCUCUCAGCAAACAAACGACAGUUAUGUGAUGUUCAUGUUUCAGCUUUUUCAGAAAGGCAUGAUCUUCUCUGCUCUCGUGGCCGGCGUCAUAUGUUGCGGUCACCUAGUUUUUGUCCGCAGAAAGUACUGCCGAAAUACUACGACGCUGUUCGCGGUGGUGCUCUCCGGAUUUUUGCAUCUGAUCGCGAGCGUGUGUAUGCUGACAAUUGCUGAGAAGAACACGGAAAUACGCGUAGAAGAUGGGCCUCCCAGCGUCGGCUCGUGCUUUGAUUACUCGAUGACGGCGGUUUGUGCAAACACAGUGGUGCUCCUGGCUAUCAUUCAUAAUGUGUUUGUUCAGAACUUUAAAUGGUUGGUGUCUUCUUGUCUAGCAUACGCAGGAAUACUUGGUUGCGUCAUCACAGGAAGUUUUUUCGUCAUCAAAAGAAUGCCGCAAAACUCUUCAUUUCCAGUUGCACAAACUACUCUAGUGACACUUGGGGCUUCCAGGAGUCAGCACAUGAAUGUAUUUCUGUCCGUGUGUCAGAAAAACGUCAACGAGGAGAGAUGGGCUAUUUUUGCCGAAUAUAUGCUCAUAUACGUCCCAGUCAUCGUCACAGUUUUGACUGCUCUCUGCAUGAACAGGACAAAACAGACUGAUGUCACCAUCACAGAGUUAAAGAUUAUUUCAAACAGAGAGUGCAAGGCUUUAGGGUGUGACUGCAAUUGUGUUAAAUUGAACUCAGUCAUGAUUGCUGUUCUUUCAUAUUUUACUCUAGUCUUACUCAUUGUAAAUCCAGGAUACAUUCUGUAUGCGGCCGCAACUUCAGGUUUCUUCUGGGACAUUUUUCCAAGUGUGUUACAGAUAGUAAUUUAUACUUCUUUUUGCUCAGAUUAUGUAAGAAAGGUCCUGUUAUGAUCACACUAUUGAAAUAAUGAGGUGAAAUCGAACGGCAAUUGUAAACACACGAGGAAACUUAGAAUGCAGAUUCGAUUAGCUGUUAUUUUUUGUCGACAUGUUUCUUUGAGAUGUGUAGGUUAAAAGAAAUAAAAUUAAUUGUUAAUUACCACAAAACUGAAAUAUAAUGCGCACAUACUGUGGUAUUGCGUUUGUAAGUAUGUUUCGUGCUCAUUUAAAAGGUCUGUGAUGGUAAUAUCAAAUUAAAAAAUAUUUAAUUUUGAUGUAUCAGAUACAUGUACGUUAUGUAACAGGCCCAUCAUACGCUUUUGAAAAAUAUGUCUUUUAACGAAAGUCUCAGAUACACUGCUGCUGUAAGCUCAUAUACGGCAUCGAAUCGGUAUCUUUAAGGUUUGUUUUUCCUUCGGAUAGUUCAGAAUACGUAGCAAAUUAUAAUAUUCGGCCAUCUCACAUGGUGCUUAGGCGUUGGAAGACAAGAGCCGAUUGGGAGACAGAAAGGCAAUCAAAAUCUAACCACUGUGCACACCUUAGAACAUAUAGGCGGUUUAGGCAACGCUCAUCAAACUUUGCAGCUUCCCAGUCAGAGGGCAUGACUCGUUAUAAUUACAAUCACGACGAGGGUCACGAUGACAUUGGCGAGAAUAUAUACCCCGCUGAUUACUACAAUCGUUACGAUUGAUUAGAUGAUGUAUAUUUACGUGCUGAAUACUACAGAAGAUUGUAUUGUGGUGUUGUUGGCGAAAAAAGAAGCGCUUAUCUCUUUCUACU